AUGACGGACCUGCUGUCGCUGAAGACCAAGUUCCGGUGGACACCCGCCAUGGACGAGGCUCUGCGCCAGGUUAAAGACUGGUUCAGGAACUGUCACAUGCUGUCGUGUCUGGUACCCGACCGUCCCAUCUUCGUCCAGACAGAUGCGAAUCAGAAGGGGAUGGCUGCGGUCUUGUACCAGUUGGACGACGACGGGGUGAGAAGUGUGAUCGAGUACGCCAGCGCAAAGUUUGGCCAGGCUGAGCGGAGGUAUCAUGUGAAUGAGCAGGAGUGCCUUGCAGUGGUCUGGGCCCUGCAGCGCUACCGGCACCACAUCGAGUGA
Messenger RNA from Bacillus rossius redtenbacheri, 321 nucleotides. RefSeq lists its product as uncharacterized. The record is from RefSeq and is a predicted model, not a curated record. Lineage: Eukaryota; Metazoa; Arthropoda; Insecta; Phasmatodea; Bacillidae. The coding region runs from base 1 to 321 and encodes 106 amino acids. The transcript has a single exon.